AUGGAUGAAGGAAAAUUUCAACUAAUUAAUCAAAUGCAAAAGCUCACCUUCACUCGUGAGACCACUGUCACUCCGUGUCUCGAUUUUUCUGGAUCAGUUAAUGGGUUUGCUUUUAUUGACUUCAAUCACAUUAUCGCCGACACGGUUCCAGAAAAUAUUUCAUUGGAUGUUAUCGGUUUGGUGGUCGCAAUUGGUGAAAUUGAUGCUCGAAAUGAAGAUAGAAAUAGGCAUAAGAUGAGACUACAGAUCCAAGAUGUCAAUGGUUCUCAAUUAGAUGUUAACCUAUGGGGAGAUUAUUGUUACACAUUCUCGGAUUACAUUCAACAGAAUCAAAACAUUCACCGCAUCGUCAUAAUCCUUCAAUUUGAAAAGAUUUGUGUUUGGCAAGAUCGCCGAUAUGUUAAUACAUAUUAUGAUGUAUCAAAGUUCAUCAUCAAUACUGACAUUGAUGAGAUAAAAGUUUUCAAAAAAAGUCCCCAUGAAAACUCAUCCAGUACUUUCUCGUAUAUGAAAUCUAAUCUAAGUUCUGAAAAGGAUGAUUUUGUGCUUAAUCAUGAGCUGAAAACAAUCGCUGGUAUUUUCGAACCGAUUGAGGGUAACAAGAUCCAAGGUUAUGUCCCCAAUGCUUACAUUUACAAGUUCAGAAAAGUUCUUAAAGAAGGGGAAGCUUUUUUCAUCAAAAAUCCAAAUUUGGCAAAGAUGGAUGAAGGAAAAUUUCAACUAAUUGAUCAAAUGCAAAAGCUCACAUUCACUCGUGAGACUACUGUCACUCCGUUUCUCGAUUUUUCUGGAUCAGUUAAUGAGUUUGCUUUUAUUGACUUCAAUCACAUUAUCACCGGCACGGUUCUAGAAAAUAUUUUAUUGGAUGUUAUCGGUUUGGUGGUCGCAAUUGGUGAAAUUGAUGCUCGAAAUGAAGAUAGAAAGAUGCAUAAGAUGAGACUACAGAUCCAGGAUGUCAAUGGUUCUCAAUUGGAUGUUAACCUAUGGGGAGAUUCUUGUUACAUAUUCUCGGAUUACAUUCAACAGAAUCCAAACAUUCACCGCAUCGUCAAAUCCUUCAAUUUGAAAAGAUUUGUGUUUGGCAAGAUCGCCGAUAUGUUAAUACAUAUUAUGAUGUAUCAAAGUUCAUCAUCAAUACUGACAUUGAUGAGAUAA
Molecule: messenger RNA, 1155 nt
Organism: Lactuca virosa
Lineage: Eukaryota; Viridiplantae; Streptophyta; Magnoliopsida; Asterales; Asteraceae
Source: the annotation of a GenBank genome assembly